Molecule: messenger RNA, 420 nt
Organism: Penicillium cosmopolitanum
Lineage: Eukaryota; Fungi; Ascomycota; Eurotiomycetes; Eurotiales; Aspergillaceae
Exons: 1
Coding region: 1-420 (139 amino acids)
Source: RefSeq, a predicted model, not a curated record
AUGGUUCAAAGAUGUAACGAUCGGAUACGAGAUGGAAUCAUGCCCCAGUGGUGGGAAGAGAAGUUAGAACAAUAUGAAAAGCAGCAGAAAGCUCUGCAGGAUUUGAUGCUUAGUGAGACUGUGGGGCUUAGUCUCGAGGUAGUUAUACGUCUGAAGAGACUGGAGACGGUGAAAAAUAGUCUGCUUCAAACCGAUGACAAGUACAACGCAAUUCCGAACAUCGAUGCCAUCAUGAACGAUUACCGCAUGGGUGGCUAUGUGUGGGAAUAUGGCAAAGUUACAUAUUGGUCGAAUGGCACGUUCCUUCGUGGCCCAAAGAAAUUUGAUGUCGACGAAUUUCUCUUGUUGAAUUCAGAGCAUGAUGGUCCAAAUGGGUUCUGGGCAGAAGUGGUUAGAAUCCCAUAUAAUUUAUUUUUCUAA